Messenger RNA from Culex pipiens pallens (northern house mosquito), 552 nucleotides. Its product is annotated as glutamyl-tRNA(Gln) amidotransferase subunit C-4, mitochondrial. Lineage: Eukaryota; Metazoa; Arthropoda; Insecta; Diptera; Culicidae. The coding region runs from base 29 to 547 and encodes 172 amino acids. Gene Ontology annotation, molecular function: glutaminyl-tRNA synthase (glutamine-hydrolyzing) activity. Gene Ontology annotation, biological process: glutaminyl-tRNAGln biosynthesis via transamidation; mitochondrial translation; regulation of translational fidelity. Gene Ontology annotation, cellular component: mitochondrion; glutamyl-tRNA(Gln) amidotransferase complex. The transcript has a single exon. The record is from RefSeq and is a predicted model, not a curated record.
CAAUCCCGUGUUCGGCUCCUCGUGUGACAUGAUUAGAAUUCCGUUCCAUCUACGACAACCCCCGGGACGCACCCUCCACUCGCUGGUGAGGAGCUUUGCCUCAACGAAGCCGGCCGAUUUAUCCGGGACACAGGAAAAGAGCACCCGGCAAAAGAUCAAUUUCCACGAGCUUAAACAUCCGAGCAAGGUUCCCCAGCGUCCACACAAAUCUACGAUUGACGGCCAGUCGACACCAACCCGCAUCCCGGUGGACGCCCAAACGGUGCAGCUGCUGGAGCGGUUAAGCCUGGUGGAUCUGGACAGCGCCGAGGCCCACCGGACGCUCGAGGACGCGAUCGAGUUUGCGUCGCAGAUUCUGUCCGUGGACACCGAUGGCUUAGAACCGCUGUACACGGUGCUAGAGCGGGAGCGGUUGACGCUGCGCGAGGACCGCGUGUCCGACGGGAACAUCCAGCAGGAUGUGCUGAGGAAUGCACGUGUUACCGAGGAGGAGAACUUUGUGGCGCCACCGGAAAAUAUUCCACUCGAGCAGGAACCGAGGAAGUGAGCUUU